This is a messenger RNA of Leptidea sinapis, 1675 nucleotides long. RefSeq names its product aspartate aminotransferase, cytoplasmic (gene Got1). Gene Ontology annotation, cellular component: cytosol. Gene Ontology annotation, biological process: L-aspartate biosynthetic process. Gene Ontology annotation, molecular function: pyridoxal phosphate binding; L-aspartate:2-oxoglutarate transaminase activity. Lineage: Eukaryota; Metazoa; Arthropoda; Insecta; Lepidoptera; Pieridae. The record is from RefSeq and is a predicted model, not a curated record. The transcript has 10 exons. The coding region runs from base 190 to 1437 and encodes 415 amino acids.
GACAUUGUUAUCAUUGAAGGUCAAAAUAUAAAUCUAAAAUUAUUAUUUUAUUUUGUAUCGGCUCUCUACCGAUUAUAAAAUAUCAUAAUCUAGAUAAGUAGUAGGUAAUUGUUUGCUAAAAUAGUUAAUGAUCUAAGUUCACUUACAAUUUGUGCUUUGCUUAGUGUGGUUGGAUUUAACAAAAAAAAAAUGAGUUCAAGAUUUGAUGUAGUACAACAGGGCCCACCAAUUGAGGUAUUCAAUUUGAUGAAACUUUUUCAAGAAGAUACAAACAAAAACAAAGUAAAUUUAGGAGUCGGUGCUUACAGAGAUGAAAAUGGCAAGCCAUGGGUCCUCCCUGUUGUUCGGCAGAUGGAGAAGCAAAUGGCAGCUGAUGAGACACUUCUCCAUGAAUAUCUUCCCGUGCUUGGUUUUGAACAGUUCAGCAACUUGUCGGUGUCAAUGCUCUUGGGGAAGGACAGCCCUGCUAUAGCUGAAGGAAGAGCUUUUGGCGUCCAGGUGUUGUCUGGGACAGGAGGUCUGAGAGUCGGUGCUGAAUUCCUACAGGAGCAUUUAAAAUACAACACAUUCUACUAUUCCAAUCCCACUUGGGAGAACCACCAUCUGGUGUUCGUGAAGUCCGGGUUCAGUCAGCCGCGCGUCUACCGCUACUGGGACCCCAAGAGGCGCGCCUUCGACUUCGAGGGCAUGGUAGAGGACCUGAGCGGAGCGCCCGAGAACUCCGUGAUACUGUUGCACGCGUGCGCUCACAACCCCACCGGCAUCGACCCCACAAGGGAGCAGUGGGAGAAGAUCGCCGACGUCAUGGAGCAACGCAAGCUGUUCCCAUUCUUCGACAGCGCCUACCAAGGGUUCGCGUCGGGCGACCUGGACCGCGACGCGUGGGCGGUGCGCUAUUUCGUGCAGCGCGGCUUCGAGCUGGUGUGCUCGCAGUCCUACGCUAAGAACUUCGGCCUUUACAAUGAACGUGUGGGCAACCUGGCGGUGGUGGUGUCGGACCAGCGGCUGGUGGCGCCCAUCAGGUCGCAGCUCACGUGGGUUGUGCGCGGGAUGUACUCCAACCCUCCCGCCCACGGAGCGCGGGUUGUGGCCAACGUGCUCGCUGACGAGAAACUCUUCAACCAAUGGAGAGAGCACAUAAAGCUGAUGUCGUCCCGAGUUAUUGAAAUGAGAGAAGCACUCAGAGCCGAGCUUAUUAAAUUGCAAACACCCGGCAAUUGGGACCACAUAGUGAAGCAAAUCGGGCUGUUCUCGUACACGGGCCUCAACGAGAUCCAGUCCGAGUACCUGGUGCGCGAGCAUCACAUCUACCUGCUGCGCUCCGGACGCAUCAACAUCUGCGGCCUCAACCCGUCCAACGUGCAGUACGUCGCACGAGCCAUGCACGACGCCGUCACCAAGUUCCCGAACAACGACGAUGGUGUCUCGAAGUUAUAAGUUGUACGCAGUUAGCAUAGCGUGUAGCCAUGCUUCCGAGUCCUCUGAAAUGUACAUAUAAUAACUGGACUUCAUUCUGGCGGUAUACAAAUGAAUUCCUAUGAAUAAAUUGAAAAUCCUAUUAUUAUUGUAGACGAUUUUAUAAGAAUUUAUAGAUAGUUAGAAUUAUAUUAUAGUUAUGGUAUUAUAAAAUAUACAUUCCUAUUUUGGUGAUUAAUAAAAUAUAUUUUUUUUUGUA